AAAUUUGGUAACUGCAGUCAGAGAGAGAGGAUACCACUUGUCGGAUUUCGCUCGCCAAGGACCAAACGGAUGACUUUACUGGACAGUUUUCCCUAUAAAGCGAAGCUGAGCAAUACUGGCAUCGUCGUCAGAAUCAGAAGACGGUGGAACUUCGCCCCCACCGCGUAAAAAGCAGCGAGUCUUGGCCUCUAUCAUGCAAUCGAAUGGCUGUCCCCAACACAAUGGAGAGUCGAGCAUUGCGACGUCGUCUCAACAAAAUGGCUCUUGUCCCUCGUUUGCAAAUGGCGAUUUUCAUACCAAGUCCUCUCCACGAAAGCCCAUGUCACAAACUGACCAAGAUAUUGUGCGGUUGAUCGUCCAGCAUUUGAGAGGACUGGGUUUGAAUCAAACAGCAGAGCAGCUGAUUUCUGAAUCAGGAUGCAUGCUGGAGCACCCUGCUGCAGCCAAACUAAGGUCACAUGUCAUGGAUGGAGAAUGGGCAAAGGCUGAACAGGACUUGGAGGAGUUGAAAGGUCUAAUAGAAAGUUCACAUGGAACCUUGAAAAUGCAAUUUCUGAUUCUGGAGCAGAAAUAUUUAGAACUGCUGGAGAAUGGGCGGGAAAUUGACGCUUUGCAUUGUCUGCGAUACGAACUUACUCCCCUCAAGUUUAACACAGAGCGUGUACAUCAGCUGAGCACGUUCAUGAUGUGCUGUAAUGCUGAAGAUUUACGGGAAACAGCAGAAUGGGAUGGCAAAGGAGUAGAAUCUCGUACCAAACUGAUAGAGAAACUACAGACCUUUCUGCCUCCCUCUGUGAUGUUGCCUCCCCGCCGACUUGUCACCCUCCUGAAUCAGGCAGUAGAACAACAGAAGGAGAAAUGUCCAUAUCACAAUACAAAGUCUGACAGCAACCUGGAGGCUGUGUCUCUUCUCAUAGAUCAUCUCUGUAGCAGAGAGCAGUUUCCAUCAGUCACUUUACAGACUCUAAAUGAUCACUGUGAUGAAGUCUGGUUCUGCCGGUUCUCACCCGAUGGUACCAAACUGGCCACUGGCUCAAAAGACGGCUCCCUCAUCAUAUGGGAGAUUGAUUUUUCAACGUAUGAGUUGAGAAGCAAAAAGACUUUUGAGAACCAUGCCUAUGGAGUGUCUUAUAUUGCUUGGAGCCCAGAUGGCACACAUAUUAUUGCCUGUGGUCCAGACGAUUGUUCUGAUCUCUGGUUGUGGAAUGUUGAGACUGGUGAUCUGAGAGUCAAGAUGAGCCAGUCUCCAGAGGAUAGUCUAACUACAGCCUCCUGGCAUAUAGACAGUAAAAAAUUUGUGACGGGGGGAAUUAGGGGCCAAUUUUAUCAGUGUGAUCUUGAUGGUAACGUGUUGGAUUCCUGGGAAGGUGUCCGCGUACAAUGUAUUGCCUGCCAGAAUGAUGGGAAAACAGUUCUCGCUGCUGACACCCAUCAUCGUGUCAGGGGAUAUAACUUUGAUGAACUUGCAGACUUCAAUGUAAUACAAGAAGAUCAUCCAGUCAUGUCUUUCACUUUAAAUGAUACAGGCAGAUUAAUAUUACUCAAUGUAGCUACUCAGGGAAUUCAUUUAUGGGACUUGCAUGAUAGGUGCUUAGUAAGGAAAUUUCAAGGGGUUACACAGGGAUUUUACACUAUACAUUCAUGUUUUGGAGGACUAAAUCAAGACUUCAUCGCCAGCGGAAGUGAAGAUCACAAAGUUUAUGUGUGGCAUCUAAGAAAAGAGGAGCCAAUUGCAGUCCUGGAGGGACAUUCUAGGACUGUUAACUGUGUUCACUGGAAUCCCAAGCUACCAGGCAUGCUGGCCAGUGCCUCAGAUGAUGGUACGGUCAGGAUAUGGGGGCCUGCAGAACGAUUAGGAAAUGGAUGUGAGUCAGGCAGGAGUACCCCUGUAUAACAAUGACUGGUGUAUAAGGAUUCCAAUACUACUCCAGGAUCUCACUGCCAUAAUGUGUUGAUGGAACCUUGGUUGUGGACAAAAAAUCUUGCAAGUCCAGGAUCAAUUACAGGAAAGCAAAGACAAGAGAAAUCCAGUUUUACACAGACUGGGU
Molecule: messenger RNA, 2048 nt
Organism: Saccostrea echinata
Lineage: Eukaryota; Metazoa; Mollusca; Bivalvia; Ostreida; Ostreidae
Product: WD repeat-containing protein 26-like
Exons: 14
Coding region: 194-1894 (566 amino acids)
Biological process (GO): proteasome-mediated ubiquitin-dependent protein catabolic process
Cellular component (GO): GID complex
Molecular function (GO): protein binding
Source: RefSeq, a predicted model, not a curated record